This is a messenger RNA of Struthio camelus australis, 823 nucleotides long. The record is from RefSeq and is a predicted model, not a curated record. NCBI's taxonomy places the organism in Eukaryota, Metazoa, Chordata, Aves, Struthioniformes, Struthionidae.
GACAGAUGGAAGUUUUGUGGUUCAUGAUAUACCUUCUGGAUCUUAUGUAGUGGAAGUUAUAUCCCCUGCUCAUAAAUUUGAACCAGUUCGAGUUGACAUAACUUCAAAAGGCAAAAUGAGAGCAAGGUAUGUGAAUUACAUCAAAACUUCUGAAGUUGUCAGGCUGCCAUACCCGCUUCAGAUGAAAUCUUCUGGACCGCCUUCAUACUUCAUAAAGAGAGAAUCUUGGGGGUGGACAGAUUUCCUCAUGAACCCUAUGGUGAUGAUGAUGGUUCUUCCGUUACUGAUAUUUGUGCUGUUGCCUAAAGUUGUCAACACCAGUGAUCCUGACAUGAGACGGGAAAUGGAGCAGUCAAUGAACAUGCUGAAUUCCAACCAUGAGCUGCCGGAUGUCUCUGAAUUCAUGACAAGACUUUUCUCUUCAAAAUCUUCCAGCAAGUCUGGUGGUAGCAGCAGUAAAGCAGGGAAAAGUGGUGCUGGAAAAAGGAGGUAGUUAUAUCUUCAUCCUAGGCCUGAGUUUGCACAACUGUUUGUUAUGUGGUAUCAUGUUUAUUUGUCUUGAAAGAUCAAAAAGCCACUACUGUAAACUUCAAUCAGGCAUGAAAAUGGAAUGCUACAACACUUGUGUGUAGCUUUUUAGUCUAUUUAAGCAGUUUUGUACUUGACAGUAAGCAAAAGAGGACAUGGCUUCAAUACUGUAUCUGUGUAAAGUUACUGAUGAUACUGAAUUUCUCUGUAGAGAAUGAUAUAAAUUAUAUGAUAUGCUAAACAGUAAUGAAUGUCUUAAUGAUGAGAAUACAUAAAGAUAUUCUUUCAAAGAUAA